GGGCGGGCCGGCGGGGCGCCCGGAAGUGACGCGGGGGGCGGGCCGGCGGCCGGAAACCACGGGCGGCGGCGAUGGCGGACGGCAGCGGGCGCGCCGGCAAGAGCGGCGGCGGCGGCGGCGCGGGCCGGGCGGGGGUCUCGGCCGAGCAGGUCAUUGCCGGCUUCAACCGGCUGCGGCAGGAGCAGCGGGGCCUGGCGUCCAAAGCGGCCGAGCUGGAGAUGGAGCUGGGUGAGCACAGCCUGGUGAUCGACACCCUGAAGGAGGUGGACGAGACGCGGAAGUGUUACCGCAUGGUGGGUGGGGUCCUGGUGGAGCGGACGGUGAAGGAGGUGCUGCCCGCCUUGGAGAGCAACAAGGAGCAGAUCCAGAAGAUCAUCGAGACGCUGACGCAGCAGCUGCAGGCCAAGGGCAAGGAGCUGAACGAGUUCCGGGAAAAACACAACAUCCGUCUCCUGGGCGAGGACGAGAAGCCCGCGGCGCCCGCGCCCCCCGACGGGCCGGGCCCCAAGGGCGGCUCGGCGGGGGUCCUGGUCUCCUAGGCCGCCCCCCUGCCCGCCUCUCCGUCUCUCA
Molecule: messenger RNA, 570 nt
Organism: Sorex fumeus (smoky shrew)
Lineage: Eukaryota; Metazoa; Chordata; Mammalia; Eulipotyphla; Soricidae
Gene: PFDN2
Product: prefoldin subunit 2
Exons: 5
Coding region: 72-539 (155 amino acids)
Biological process (GO): protein folding
Cellular component (GO): cytoplasm; prefoldin complex
Molecular function (GO): protein folding chaperone
Source: RefSeq, a predicted model, not a curated record